Molecule: messenger RNA, 1764 nt
Organism: Lodderomyces orthopsilosis Co 90-125
Lineage: Eukaryota; Fungi; Ascomycota; Pichiomycetes; Serinales; Debaryomycetaceae
Gene: ALG9
Product: dolichyl-P-Man:Man(6)GlcNAc(2)-PP-dolichol alpha-1,2-mannosyltransferase
Exons: 1
Coding region: 1-1764 (587 amino acids)
Biological process (GO): protein N-linked glycosylation
Cellular component (GO): endoplasmic reticulum membrane
Molecular function (GO): alpha-1,2-mannosyltransferase activity
Source: RefSeq, a predicted model, not a curated record
AUGAAUUUCCAAACGCGUAAAUCAAAGAAAUUGAAAAAUAGAAUCAAAGCUACAAAAACCUCACCACUCCCCAAAAUGAGUCUUUCCAAAACACAAUAUGGUUUGAUAUUUCUUAAUACUGCAUUUCGACUAUAUUCAUCAUUGUACAUGAUAAUUGGAGAUUGUGAUGAGACUUUUAAUUAUUGGGAACCAUUGAAUUUACUAUUACGUCAAUUUGGUAAACAAACCUGGGAAUAUUCACCAGUCUAUGCAAUCAGAUCAUAUGCGUAUCUAAUACCUUACCACAUCAUUGGUAAGAUAUUACAUUUAUUCAAUGUAACUCCGUUGAAUGUGUUUUACGGGUUACGUGUUAUAGCCCUUGGUGGGUUUACUUCGUUUGUUGAGUUGAAUUUGUUUGCCAAUUUGGACAAUUAUUCAACGAAUUUGGCCAAUUGGUGGUUGUUUCUAACUAGUGUCAAUGUUGGAAUGAGUCAUGGUGGGCUGGCAUUGUUGCCUAGUUCGUUGGCUUUGCAAACAACGUUGUUAGCAAACACCUAUAUCUUUAAAAGCACUGUGAUUAGCACAGAGAAGGUAAACGAUAAAGGUGGUAAUUUGUUGAAAGCAAUUACAUGGUAUUUCGUUGGUGGAUUAUUAGGCUGGCCAUUUGCUUUGGCUUUGGGCUUACCUGUUGGAGUUUAUACGUUGUGGCAAAUUUGUCAACAACGUCUCUCAAGUGUCGUUUUAAUCAAAAUUGGGCUCAUAUUACUGUCAAUAGUGGGUGCUAUCACAUUUAUUGACUCUUAUUACUUGCAGAAAUUGGUGUUUGUUCCAAUAAAUAUUGUUUUGUAUAACGUAUUUGGUGGUGAAGGUGAAGGACCAGAGAUUUUCGGUAUUGAGCCAUUAAGUUAUUACAUUCUCAAUUUGUUAUUAAACUUUCAGUUUGUUUUGCCUUUAGCUGCUUUGGGAGUCUUGAUUAAUCCAUUCAUCACAACUAAUGCCAAAAAGUUUAGUGCAAUUGUAUCAGCACAAUUGGUGAUUUGGUGUGGGAUAUUCUUUAGUCAACCACAUAAAGAAGAAAGGUUCAUGUAUCCAAUCUAUCCAUUAAUUGUACUAUCAGCAGCCAUAUCAGUGUCAAAGUUGACGUCACUUGUAAAGAGCAAGAUGCCACGUUUUGCUUACUAUGCUGCUCAAUUUGGAUUCAUUGCAGCUGUGUUUGUCAUUUCAGUAUUGAGGAUUGUCAAUUUGGUUGAGAAUUAUGCCGCACCACUAGAAAUAUAUCAAGCAGUAUCACAAUUACCUACAUCAUCUACGCAACAAGUCAAUGUGUGCACUGGUAAAGAGUGGUAUCAUUUCCCCAAUUCUUUCCAUUUACCAACCAAUUAUCGAUUGAAAUUUGUUGAAUCAGGAUUUGAUGGAUUAUUACCCGGUGACUUUCAUGAACCCACUAACUCCAUCACUGAAUCAACGACAUUUAUUCCAUCACACAUGAAUAAUCAAAAUAAAUUUGAAUCGGAUAAAGUAAUCUCCAUAGAGCAAUGUGAUUACUUUGUUGAUAAUACUCAAUUGGAAUCUAUUCCUCAAUUGAUUAGACCUGAUUUAUCUGUUGUUGAUAGCACCAAAUGGUAUGUUUUACAAUGUAACAAGAUUAUCAAUCCAAAUGGGAAGCAUAAUUUGAUUGGAAGAUUAGUUUACAUACCACAGUGGGCCAGAAGGUUGGUACCUUAUAAGGUUGAGUAUAUGGAUCUAUGUUUAUUGAAAAGAGUAAGAGAAGAUGAGAAAGUCUAA